ACGGAGCGGAGCUGUGAACUCCUCCUGUGUUAUUAUUACUAGAGUAGCUCUGCAUUUUAUUACAGGAAAAACAAACCCAGCCUGGUCGCGCUGAUUUUGGAUUCACUCGACGCCUGUUGGUGGAUUUACUUGCAUUUUGCCUAAUUGAGGCUUUUUUUUGUUGAAUUUCAACUAAAAACACCCAAAAGAAGAGCAGGAUGGGAUCCCAGGCAUCUAAGGGAGGAGUGACCGCCGAGGGAAAAGCCGCCGCUGAUGCAUCCGCCGACCCGGCUGCUGCCAAGACUAACGGACAGGAGAACGGACAUGUCAAGACGAACGGAGACGUGUCUGUCAAGACAGAGGGCGACUUGGCAGAGACCAACGGCUCAGCCGAGGCAGCCAAGGAUGCCGAAGCGGGAUCUGGAGAUGCCAUUGAGCCAGCUCCAGCCACCGAGGGUGAGGGCACCAAGCCUGAAGGCGAGGCAGACAAGGAGACCGGCAAAAAGAAGAAAAAGAAGUUCUCCCUGAAGAAUUCAUUCAAAUUCAAGGGGCUGUCACUGAAGAAAAACAAGAAGGCAAGCACCGAGGUGAAAGAGGAGGCUGUGAAGGAGGAGGAGAAGAAAGAGGAGAAACCGACCGAGAACGGAGCGGCCGAGGAGAAAAAGGAGGAGGAGGCCAAGUCGGAGGAGAACGCAGCUCCUGCUCCUGCUGAGACCCCCAAAACCGAGGAGGCUCCACCCAAAACCGAGGAGGCCGCUGCCCCCAAGGAGGAGGCAGCUCCUGCCACCACUCCUGCCGCUGAGCCCACAAAACCUACAGAGGAGACUGCCUCGACGCCUGCAGCGUCUGAACAGAAGGAGUAAUUGUGCAUCACAAGGAACUGUUGUGAACUGUUUUUCAAGAAAAAAAAAUCUAUAUAUAUAUUUAUAUAUAUAUGUGUAUAUGUAUACAUAUGUAUAUAUACAUGGAUAUAUGUAUAUGUAUAUAUACACAUGUAUGUUGAAAAAGAGACUCCUCGUGCCACUUUCUUCAAGAUCAAUGAAACAAAACGACAGACUAGAUCCACUUUCACCUCCCUAUAAAUGGCUCAAAGAUCUGGGACUUGAAUUUAGGCCGUCACCGAUUAGCAGGAGCAAGAGCACCAGAAUGAAAUGAAGAACCGGCAUCUGUCAAUCCCACCACCACAGAGAUGCUGAGAUAAUAAAGCAAGAUGUGCCGGAUAAAUAUCACCACAUGUAAUGACUGUUAAAAUAGAAAAAAAGAUGAAAAAAGACUCGCCAACUUUCUACAUUUUAACCCAAAUUUAAGUAUUUUGUGGUGUAUAGAGAACCAUUUUAAAUAUCCAGAAGGCUUUGUCUUGUUUGAGAGCGCAUUUUAAUUUUUAUCUUGGCUGAAACUCACAUACACAUACAUGAUACACACAUUUGAGCUUGCUAUGUUCACACAUUUGAAGUUAAAAAAAAAAGAAGCAGAAUUGUUAUGUGUUAAAUGUGAGCCUUGAUCUGCUUUUUUCGUCUCUGUAAAUAAAUUGGACCAAUUUUGUUCUUUAUUUUGCUAAUGUUGAAAGAUGUUACUGGUUUUAUUGUAAAGUUGAUAAUGGUAAAUAAAUGUUGGUUACCUAA
Molecule: messenger RNA, 1601 nt
Organism: Trichomycterus rosablanca
Lineage: Eukaryota; Metazoa; Chordata; Actinopteri; Siluriformes; Trichomycteridae
Gene: marcksl1b
Product: MARCKS-like 1b
Exons: 2
Coding region: 198-842 (214 amino acids)
Biological process (GO): actin filament organization; central nervous system development
Cellular component (GO): cytoplasm; plasma membrane
Molecular function (GO): calmodulin binding; actin filament binding
Source: RefSeq, a predicted model, not a curated record